This is a messenger RNA of Papaver somniferum (opium poppy), 670 nucleotides long. RefSeq lists its product as uncharacterized. The record is from RefSeq and is a predicted model, not a curated record. Bases 152 to 652 code for a protein of 166 amino acids. NCBI's taxonomy places the organism in Eukaryota, Viridiplantae, Streptophyta, Magnoliopsida, Ranunculales, Papaveraceae. The transcript is spliced from 2 exons.
UUAUAAAUAAUCUCGUUAUAUGCUUGUGUUACACUCUCCCACUUCAUCAAAAUAUAAAUCGUCUUUCAAAAGUUUUGAGUCUCAUAUCUUCGUUCAUCAGAUUCUUAAGUAGUACUUUUUUUAUCAUCUUGAUAUCCAGUACUGAUAACAUAUGUUGGUCGUCCGAUUCUACACUUCCAUGGAUCUUCAAGAGCUAUUUAUCACAGAGAUAGCUGAAAAGUUCCUAACCACGGGGGCAGUACUGCUUUUUGAUGGAAUUUCACAGCCUUUCCAUGAUCCUGAUAACGUCUUUAUUUGCAUUCCCUUUGCAUCAUCACUUUCUCAAUACUCCUUUGAUGUUUUUCGAGUUCAAGAGUACUACUCAUCUUAUGACGAUGAGUUUCUUGGGAUUACUCAAGAAGAGUCAUCAGAUAUUCUGAUGAAUUCUUUUGGUAGGUUUAGAUCCAAUAAUUUGUGGUGUACUAUGUGGGCAGGAUCUACUAGAUCCAAGCUUUGGGUACCCAUAGAUUUCAUUCAGACCUUUAAGGGACAUGGAGCCGACAUAGAGGGGUUUUACGGUCUUCUCCUUCCACACUACUGUCCCGUGGUAAGACUUUUUCUUCCACGACUAGAAGAGGUGCAAUUCGAACUACGGACAUUUCCAGUGAGAUAGUAUUCUUUAAACAAAUGA